Molecule: messenger RNA, 4783 nt
Organism: Pecten maximus
Lineage: Eukaryota; Metazoa; Mollusca; Bivalvia; Pectinida; Pectinidae
Product: ubiquitin-conjugating enzyme E2-17 kDa
Exons: 5
Coding region: 136-627 (163 amino acids)
Biological process (GO): DNA repair; protein polyubiquitination; proteasome-mediated ubiquitin-dependent protein catabolic process
Cellular component (GO): HULC complex
Molecular function (GO): ubiquitin conjugating enzyme activity
Source: RefSeq, a predicted model, not a curated record
GGGCACAAACCCGGAUGUAAACGUCACAGAUGGAGAGGUCAUAGUCACAUAAUAAACACUCACCACUUUGUCGAUGAAAAGUGCUUUUAUUUAGAAGAAGCUGUGAUUGUAUUUUUUCUUAUUUUUUAACCAAAAAUGUCAACACCAGCAAGGAGACGCCUUAUGCGGGAUUUCAAAAGAUUACAAGAAGAUCCACCUGCUGGCGUAAGUGGUGCACCGACAGAUAAUAAUAUUAUGCUAUGGAAUGCUGUUAUAUUUGGGCCUCAUGAUACACCUUUUGAAGAUGGAACAUUUAAAUUAACAGUAGAGUUCACGGAGGAAUAUCCCAAUAAACCACCAACAGUUCGAUUUGUAUCAAAAAUGUUUCAUCCAAAUGUCUAUGCAGAUGGCAGUAUAUGUUUAGAUAUUCUACAAAAUAGAUGGAGUCCAACAUAUGAUGCCUCUGCCAUAUUAACCUCAAUACAGUCUUUACUACAUGAUCCAAAUCCUAAUAGCCCAGCAAACAAUGAGGCUGCACAGUUGUAUCGAGAAAAUCGUCGGGAAUAUGAGAAAAAAGUUCAAUCUAUAGUUCAAGAAAGUUGGACAUCCGAUAGUGAAGAUGAGGAGGAACCUGAUAAGAAAUCGUAGCAUUUCAUGAAAAAAAUUAAACCAAAAACUUUAUUUGUGCAACUUACAAGCAUGUUCUCAUUUCGAGAAUCAUCAUGCCGAUUUUGGAGGCCUUUUCCCCCCUCCGUUUUGAAGUUGAAAGUGGUUUUUGAGCAACUUUAACUGUUGGUUUGAAGAGAGGACAGUUAUUGCCGACAGUAAAAAAAAAUUCAUUUCAAUAUGUGCACAUGUUAAUGUUUUUAAGGAAGGAAUUAGCAUGUCUUAUAGGUUUAACAAUAUAACAAAAUUGUUUUCUGGCACUGCAUAAAAUAUAUUGUUGAGGAGAUCCUUCAUAUAUCAAUAUUGCAGUAAACAUAAUACAUUUAACAUGAAUAUGUAGUUUUCUUUUUACGGUUAUUUUAUUUAUUGUUUUAUCUGCUUAAUUUUUUCAUUGUGUUGUUUUUGUGUUGUUUUUUCCAUUUGUUUGAAAAAUUAAUCAUUUAUUAAUCAUGCAACAUUAUUACGUUUGUCGUGAGUUUGAUGGAAGAAUUUGCCAUUCCGUGAUGAAUUUAUGUAUGAGACUUACAUUAAAAUCAUGGAAUUGCCAAAACAAAGAACCUGUGAUAGCGAUAAUGCAGUGGUGCACACAAUUCCAUAAAAUACAAUUUUUGCAACUUUCUCUUAACCCUUUUCUUUAGUUGGAAAAUAACAUGUUCCCCAAUUUUAUAAUUAAGUUUUGCAAUCAACUAUAAAUGAUAUCAAAAACAUUGGUAUCCUUAAAUAUAUAUAGGGCCCAGCAAUAAAACUUAAUAUUUUUUCUGGAGAUAAUUUGGCCGGAAAUUGAAGUAUCCAUUAUUGAAAUAAUGUGAUUAUGUGAAUUUAUUGUAUACCAAAUAUAGUGAAAUCUUUGAUAUAUGUUUGUAUUGCAUGUGUUAUAUUAUAGCAGUUAGUUGUUUAAAGGGAAUAUAUAUACCAGGAUAUGUUAUAAGUUUUGUUCCUUCUCCUUACAAAGCACAGAUAAAAAGUUGAAAACCUUUCAGACCAGUACAAUAUUAGACUUUGUUUAUGUUGUCUUUAAAUUUGGAUCAGAGAUGACAUGGAAAAUUUGAUCAGAGGGGAAAAAUUACCUCUAUUUCUGUUCCUUUCAGUCUUUGUUAGAUGAACCCAAUCCUAACAGUCCUGCAAAUAAUGUCGCGGCACAACUCUAUCGGGAAAACCGCCGUGAAUAUGAAAAGAGAGUUAAAGCGGUGGUCGAAGAAAGUUGGAUUUAUCUGGGGGAUUAAACAUCUUCAUCAUCAUCAUCAUCACCUUUUCCAUUGUUUUCAUUACAUUCAAUUAACUUGUACUUUUUGCCAUUUUGUAAUGUACAUGUUCUUGUCAUUUCACAUUAUUUGGUGAAAUGAAUUGUUAAGACUUGUUCAAGUUUCAGGAAGCUUGAACUUUUUAUAGCUAAAGGGUGGGUAAUAUUCUGUGGCAAUUUCUUUACCAUUUUGCAUAAGAUUAACUCAAUAGCUUUGAAAAUGGUAGAAUAUUACAAAAGUUCUUACAUUUGAAAACGUUGCUUGAUAAAAAGUGUGCUUUAAUUGUGAUUAAUGUAUGUAUACACAUGUAUAUUGUUAUAUUAAAGUUAAGGAGCAGUUUUGUUAUAAAAGGUCUGGUUAUGCCAUCACCUGAGGUCAGGGUUGAAGAGAAAACAAUAGUUAAUGAUGAAAGGGAUGAAACACUCAAUAUUUAAACAUAAAGAAAAUGUGUAUUUAUGAGUGUUUAAGUUUAUUUGACACACCUUGUGUACAAAAGGUAAAACAGAUUUGUCGAAAUCCUAUAUUUGCAGCUCGAAUUUUAGGGCAUUAUCAAAUCUGACAGAUUGUUGUAUUGAUGAAUUGCAUGUACAAUACAUGUAUUAACAAUUACAUAGCAAAACUUUUUAAUUUAGCACAACCAUAUACCCUACUGCAAUGGUUUCAGCAGGAGAAUAGCUAAAAUUAUACAUUAAUUUUUCAAUAUGUACAUUUACAGAUUUCAGAAAACCUUAAAAAAAUAUUCGGUGUAUUCAGUGUGCAACUCUUGAUUUUUGUAGUAAUUUCAGAAGUCAAAUCACCAUUUCUCAGAAAUAUGAGGGAAAACACAUGUCAAAUAUACAUGUCCUUCCAAACCCAAGAGUCAAAUCUCAUUUGGGGAAGUCAAAAAUAUACUCUCAAGGGUCUGCUUAUGGAUGUACUUUAGCUCAUGGGUGACAUUUUAAGAUUUGUUAUGUAAUAGGUUGUCCAAGAUCUGUUCUUUGUCAUAACCUGUUUAUUGACAAUUGAUAUAAAUACAUAAGAAGAUCAUUGAUAUAAACACAUUAGUUGCAAUCUACAAGGUACUUUAUAUGAACUCCUAUUUGUAAAAUCAUGAUCAUGAUUGUCUCAUGAAUAAUUUUCUUUAAGGUUUGGUUUUGAUUUACAAGAAAUGUAUUUGUAAGAGAAAGUAUAAUUGGUUAGACUUCAUAAAUUCAAAAGUAAUUUGUGAGAAAGUCUUGUUCCCAAGAGUGUCAAGCCAUUUCCUGAUUCAUUAUAAAUUUGUAAUCAAGCUGUAAUUAUUGGGAAUAUUUUCUCAGGAAAAGACAAAAUGAACAAGUACCUCAGUAUAGUGUUGUAAUACAACUUACCGGUGUCUUGUAAACUGAAUCUCGGUCCCAGGUGAUGAUGAAAGUAUUGUAAGAGUCCAAGUAUCUAGCACCGUUGGAUGAAACUGUGGGUUUUCAGCAACAUUGCAGAUAUCACAGAAGUUAAGAACAUUGAUGUAUAGUAUUUUCCUACAUUUUUCGUUACAGAGAAUUUAUUAAUUUUCAAUGACUAGGAAUCUUAAGUUCUAGCCAUUAUCAUUAUAGAAAAAUAUCUUGUCAUUCACAGUGUGCUAGCUGCACCUUUACUGGGUUUCAGCAUUGUUGGAAUGUGAAAAUACUAUGUUUUUAUUUUAAUCUCUAUAUAAUUAUGUUAGAUAUGAUGAAGAUUCUUGAUUUAGUAAUUGGAAUCAGAUUGGGAAAGACAGAUUGAGUCUUCAGUUUAGAGUGUUUUCAUUAUAACUGUACAACUUUUAUAUUCAAUCCUUUUUGCAUAGUGAUAUACUGAUGUAGUUAAGCUGGAAGAAUAGUAGCAAAACAAUGUUACCAAUUUGAUAGCUAUUUUUCAAAAACAAAUUGAUAUACUUCUAAAGCACCUUAAAGAUUCUGAAGUAUUUUUCUGUUAGAAACAUUUUUUCUUAAAACUUUUCUUCUUGAUUUUUUUUUCAUUACAUUAUCACUGCAUGGAUCUACCUGAUAUUAUGUAAAAUGUUUUUGAAUUAGUUAAACAGUUUGUAGACCUCAUUCACUAUGUAAAAUCUCCACAUUUUACUUUUAGCGAAUAUGAAAAUAAAAUUGUAAAAUAUGAUGAUAGAAAUUGGCGUCGUGAGAAUUAUUGACAGAUUUUUUUAUUAAGAAACUUGUUAAUAUUUUUAUGCACUGAGACUCUCACUUUCUUAAUAUCUUCAAUCUUUAACAUUGUCAUUGUUAAUUAAUCUGUUGACACUGUGAAAUCAAUAUACCAUACAACUAUACAUUUAGAUAUAUCCCUCCUGACCGAACAGGUAAUAGCCAGUGUGAGAGAAUGUAUUUGCCGACUCCUUAGACUUAACCAAUAUGUGGACUCAUACAAAUAUCUGUCAACAGAAAUAUAGCUUUUGCUAAUUAUUCUUGUCAUAUAAACAUUGUAAACAGUAUGGCAAGUAUACAAUGUCAUAUUAACAACUGUAAAUGAGUAAAUGCCGACUAGUUCCAAGCCUGUUUAGUUUAACUCUGCCUCACAAGGCGAUUUGUGAAAUAUUAGAUAUAUCCUGUAUAUGGAUCAGUAUUGUGACUUAAUGUAUUCCUUAUGAUACUGAUUAGAGUCUUGGUUCAUCAGUACAGCAGAGUGUGUUAAUUAUCAUGUAUUCUGGUGAUUGGUAGACUUCACAUUGUUUUAUAGGAUGACCUUGUGACCUAUGGGACAUUAAUUGGUCCAGAAUGCGAGUGAACUGACUAGGCUUCCACUGUCUGGAUAUACGUAUUUGUAUAGAAGUAGCAUGUAUUAUCAGCAUGCUGUUGAUAACAAUCCACUCAAACUUAUUAUAUUGUAUCGACACAUUGUCUAGUGUGAUCAUUGUCAAAGUGCAAGAUGAAAUAAAUUUAUUUAAAUACUGA